GGUCACCAACCUGCCAAAUUCAAUGAAUCCCCACCGUACAAGAUCCAGUUUGUCUCAGAACGUGCGAUAAUCUAAUCGAAUAUCUUGGGUGAAGCAAAAUAAAAUCAUAUGCUCUCUUUUGUCUUCUCUUUUGUUUCCGAUCUUCCCCUUGCUUUACUGUAGUGUUUGUAGUUGGUACUACACCAAGUUGACCACUCUCUCUCCGCCGAUCUCCACAGCAGAUUCGCCGGAGCAAACCAGUAUCACAGUCGGAAAAAGUAGUGUGAAAGGUGUUCUUCAAAAAGCAAGAAACCAUGGCUUCCGUCACUCAAUUGCAAAGACAAUUUAUUGAGUACACAACGUCUCUUUAUAAAGAGGGAUAUCUUGAUGAUCAAUUCACACAACUUCAGAAGCUGCAAGAUGAGAGCAACCCUGACUUUGUGGUUGAAGUGGUGUCCCUUUUCUUUGAAGACUCUGAGAAGCUUCUUAACAAUUUGGCAACUGCUCUUCAACAGAAAGUUGUGGAUUAUAAGCAGGUUGAUUCUCAUGUCCACCAGUUCAAGGGUAGUAGUUCCAGCAUAGGGGCACAACGAGUCACAAAUAUGUGUGUUCACUUCAGGAACUUCUGUGAGGAGAAAAACCUUGAGGGGUGUCUGCAGUGUCUGCAGCAAGCAAAACAUGAAUACAUUCUGGUUAGGAACAAACUCGAAGCCUUGUUCAGGUUGGAGCAACAAAUCUUGCAAGCAGGAGGGUCGAUCCCUAUGAUGGAAUGAAUAGGUUUGUAUGUUUGAUGGUUUUCAUAUGGAAAGCUAGUGAGUAGAGAUUAUGUGAAUACCUUCUUUACUAUUUACUAUUUAUUGUUUUUCAUCUGAAAACUUCAUAUUUAUCAAACUUUGUAUGUUAUGUUUGAUUAUUAGAAUGAUGUGUAUCUUGCUUCUUGUUGUAA
Molecule: messenger RNA, 925 nt
Organism: Lactuca sativa (garden lettuce)
Lineage: Eukaryota; Viridiplantae; Streptophyta; Magnoliopsida; Asterales; Asteraceae
Product: histidine-containing phosphotransfer protein 1
Biological process (GO): cytokinin-activated signaling pathway; phosphorylation; phosphorelay signal transduction system
Cellular component (GO): nucleus; cytoplasm
Molecular function (GO): histidine phosphotransfer kinase activity; protein histidine kinase binding
Source: RefSeq, a predicted model, not a curated record